AUGCCUGUCGCUGUCGCUACCCCCGUUGAACCCGCCACAUCGUCGUUCAAGAAGUUGUUCACUGAACGAACCACACCUCCUCCUGAACUUCCACCUUUCGUCUAUGCCGACCGAUUUGAUAAACCUGUUUUUGGUGAUUGGCGAGAUGAGUUGGUCACCAAAGGUUAUGCUGUCGUGAAGGCCGUCCCAACCGAGAAAGCUCUCGAAUACCGUGAACGUAUGUUCCAAUGGAUGGAGUCCUUUCCCCUCGGAUUUGACCGAGCCGAUCCUUUAACCUGGAAAAAUGAGCAUUUACCCGUGCACAUGAAAGGAGGCAUGUUCCACGGUUACGGUUUCUGUCACGAGCAAGUAUUGUGGGAUUUGCGAUGUGAAGAUGGAGUAAUCGAUGCCUUCGCCAAGGUUUGGGGCACAGACGAAUUGAUCACUUCAUUCGAUGGUGGAUCUAUCAUGCUUCCCAAACGUACCGACGUCCCUGAUGGCGGCAAGUGGGAACACAUGGAUCAAUCACACUACCGAAAAGGGUUCUACUGCUGCCAAGGAUUGGUCAAUCUAAAUUACAACGGACCUGAGGAUGGCGGUCUUAUGGUGUUGGAAGGAAGCAGCAAACUUGUGGAGGAACAUUUCGAUGUUCAUGGAAGACAUUCGUACAAGUCAUGGGGUCCCUUCGACUGGCAUGGAUUUACCGAUGAAGAGCAACAAUGGUUCUAUGAUCGAGGUUGCAAAUGGGUGAAAGUUUGUGCCGAACCUGGAGAUCUCAUUCUCUGGGAUUCUCGAACUAUGCACUACAAUGUACGACCUAGCGGAGAGCGAGAUCGUGUCUGUUCUUAUAUCUGUAUGGCACCAGCGCACCUCUUAUCUGAUGAUGAUCGAAAACUGCGUGUACAUUGCUUUGAAGCUUGUAAAGGAACCACCCAUGUCCCAUUCGCUGCCAUCUUUGCUCGUGAAUUCGACCCUGUCAAACGAUCAGAUGGCAACCCCUGUCCCCAUGAUACCGGACGUCCCAAGAAUCCACCUACAGUGAAUGACAGAGUCGAGAAGCUCGUUGGUAUCAAGCCUUACUAG
Kwoniella shivajii is the source of this 1062-nucleotide messenger RNA. RefSeq lists its product as uncharacterized. The record is from RefSeq and is a predicted model, not a curated record. The coding region runs from base 1 to 1062 and encodes 353 amino acids. NCBI's taxonomy places the organism in Eukaryota, Fungi, Basidiomycota, Tremellomycetes, Tremellales, Cryptococcaceae. The transcript is spliced from 5 exons.